AUGUCAAUAACACCGGAAAAUGACGAUUCCUCUGUGCCACAGCGGCAUAUCUUCAACCAAGUGGAUAUGGACGCCUUCGCUGCAUCAGAUCGAAGAAAAGAAAUCAUGAAUUUUGUAGAAACCAUAGGCAAGUCGUGUGCCGAAGGCGCGGCAGCCUAUGAUCCCAAGAACCCUUUGGAGGGAUUGACUCCGAGUAUGGCAAGUCUUCAUGGAUCUUUGGAAACAAUGAUCGAAUGGGUAGACGAGUUUCCACCUGGUGAUGCAAGAGCUGCUCGAUUUGGAAAUCCAGCGUUUCGGGAGUGGCACAAACAGUUGCUCGCAAGAUCUAGUGCCAUAAUCACAUCUUGUCUGUUGGCACGAGGCGAAAAUCUAUCAUUGGAAGGAGCUUGCCAAAGAGGAAAAGAAGCAGCUGCUGGAUCAUUCCCAGCCAGCGAGGACCCUUCGAUAGGACAAUUAUCUUGCUAUCUCCAUGACAGCUUUGGACAACCAAUAAGAUUAGAUUAUGGGACGGGGCACGAGUCUAGCUUUUUGGUCUUCCUUUUGGUGCUGUCGAAAGUCAAAUGUUUCGGGGAGCCUCCUUCGAAAAAAUCUCUUGCGGCCAUUACUCUUUCCAUAUUUCAUCAGUAUUUGAAGGUUACACGAAGGCUGCAAACAGAUUAUCGACUUGAACCAGCAGGUUCGCAUGGUGUUUGGGGCUUAGAUGAUUACCAUUGCUUGCCUUUUUAUUUUGGAGCUUGUCAAUUGCAUGCAUCCAGCCAGGCGUUUGGAGGAGAACUUUCGAGUCCAAAUUGUAUCAACUUUGAACAGACCGUAAGAGAUCAUGGAGAUGUGUUUCUCUACCUAUCUUGCAUUCGAUAUAUUCGCGAACUAAAAAAGGCAGCGCCCUUUUUCGAAGCUUCACCAAUGCUGUACGAUGUUAGUCAAACAAUGCCCAAUUGGGACAAGGUAUCACGAGGCAUGAUUCGAUUGUAUCAGGGGGAAGUGCUCAAUAAGCUACAAGUCGUGCAGCACUUUGUCUUCUCCAAGCUAUUUCCUGCAACAUGGAAAAGCUCACAGGUUCAAAGACCUGCCCCCACUGAGACAUUUCGAGCGGCCACGGCUAUCCCAGCGUCCGGUGCGUCCGGUGCGAUGCCACCUACUCGAGCACCUUGGGCAACCUGA
Messenger RNA from Cylindrotheca closterium, 1161 nucleotides. The record is from the annotation of a GenBank genome assembly. NCBI's taxonomy places the organism in Eukaryota, Bacillariophyta, Bacillariophyceae, Bacillariales, Bacillariaceae.